Molecule: messenger RNA, 4855 nt
Organism: Miniopterus natalensis
Lineage: Eukaryota; Metazoa; Chordata; Mammalia; Chiroptera; Miniopteridae
Gene: MID1
Product: midline 1
Biological process (GO): regulation of microtubule cytoskeleton organization
Cellular component (GO): cytoplasm
Molecular function (GO): zinc ion binding; protein binding
Source: RefSeq, a predicted model, not a curated record
AGUCUUUCUACUCCAGCUGCUUUAAGCGUAGAGGGGUUGCUUUGCAGGGGUUAGUUUUUAAAUUUCUAUCUUUUGAGUUGUAUCUCGUCGGUUUUAAUUAUAGUAAUGACUCAAGAAACCUCAGUAGGACUGUGGCGGACCCUGGAGAUCCUAAGAUGAACCAAACAAGAUUCCCCCUCCCAAGGCCCUAAGUCGGGGUGUGAACCGGAAGUGUUUUGCAGUGCUGUAGUGCUGAGCACUGAGCCUCCUGAGGCGCUACACCCAUGUGCUUUGAGGAUCACCUACGAGGGUUCGCUUCCCCAGUGCAUUCAUCCUCGGAUACAGGGGCAGAGUCCAUCUCACUGGCCCAAGUCAUCAGCCAUUGGUGUUAAAGCCAUUAUUGCCAACUAAUGAGCCAGGAGAUAUCUAUUGACAGUGUGGGCUCAGAAUGUUAUUCACUGGCUAGGACUUUCAGCGUUUUUGUCAUCUGGGGGACCUAGUCACAUCUGGAGACCUUGUUCGUUGGAGAAAUAUUGAGGAACACUGUUCUAAGAUAGCUGAUCAGCUUCCUUGGAAUCUGCUGAUGACCCAGGAGAGCUUUGCCUGAAGAUGGAAACAUUGGAGUCGGAGCUGACCUGCCCUAUUUGUCUGGAGCUCUUUGAGGACCCUCUGCUGCUACCUUGUGCACACAGCCUCUGCUUCAACUGCGCCCACCGUAUCCUGGUGUCACAUUGCGCCACCAACGAGUCCGUGGAGUCUAUCACCGCCUUCCAGUGCCCCACCUGUCGGCAUGUCAUCACGCUCAGCCAGCGAGGUCUAGACGGGCUGAAGCGCAACGUCACCCUGCAGAACAUCAUCGACAGGUUCCAGAAAGCAUCGGUGAGCGGGCCCAACUCCCCCAGUGAGACCCGCCGGGAGCGGGCAUUCGACGCCAACGCCAUGACCUCCGCCGAGAAAGUCCUCUGUCAGUUCUGUGACCAGGAUCCUGCCCAGGACGCUGUGAAGACCUGUGUCACUUGCGAAGUGUCCUACUGUGAUGAGUGCCUGAAAGCCACUCACCCAAACAAGAAGCCCUUCACUGGCCACCGUCUGAUUGAGCCAAUUCCGGACUCGCACAUCCGGGGGCUGAUGUGCCUGGAGCACGAGGAUGAGAAGGUGAAUAUGUACUGUGUGACCGAUGACCAGUUAAUCUGUGCCUUGUGUAAACUGGUUGGGCGGCACCGCGAUCAUCAGGUGGCAGCUUUGAGUGAGCGCUAUGACAAAUUGAAGCAAAACUUAGAGAGUAACCUCACCAACCUUAUUAAGAGGAACACGGAACUGGAGACCCUUUUGGCUAAACUUAUUCAAACCUGUCAACAUGUUGAGGUCAAUGCAUCACGUCAAGAAGCCAAAUUGAUGGAGGAAUGUGAUCUUCUCAUUGAGAUCAUUCAGCAAAGACGACAAAUUAUUGGAACCAAGAUCAAAGAAGGGAAGGUGAUGAGACUUCGCAAGCUGGCUCAGCAGAUUGCAAACUGCAAGCAGUGCAUCGAGCGGUCGGCGUCCCUCAUCUCCCAAGCGGAACACUCUCUGAAGGAGAACGAUCAUGCGCGGUUCCUCCAGACGGCUAAGAAUAUCACUGAGAGAGUCUCCAUGGCGACUGCAUCGUCUCAGGUUCUAAUUCCUGAAAUCAACCUCAACGACACAUUUGACACCUUUGCCUUAGAUUUUUCCCGAGAGAAGAAAUUGCUAGAAUGUCUGGAUUACCUUACAGCUCCCAACCCUCCCACAAUUAGAGAAGAGCUCUGCACAGCUUCCUACGACACCAUCACUGUUCACUGGACGUCCGAUGAUGAAUUCAGUGUGGUUUCCUAUGAGCUCCAGUACACCAUAUUCACCGGACAAGCCAAUGUUGUCAGUCUAUGUAACUCGGCCGAUAGCUGGAUGAUUGUGCCCAACAUCAAGCAGAACCACUACACUGUGCAUGGUCUGCAGAGCGGCACGAAGUACAUCUUCAUCGUCAAGGCCAUCAACCAGGCGGGCAGCCGCAGCAGCGAGCCCGGGAAGCUGAAGACAAACAGCCAGCCAUUUAAACUGGAUCCCAAAACUGCACAUCGAAAGCUAAAGGUGUCUCAUGAUAACUUGACAGUAGAACGUGAUGAGUCAUCAUCCAAAAAGAGCCACACACCCGAACGCUUCACCAGCCAAGGGACCUACGGCGUAGCUGGAAACGUGUUCAUUGAUAGCGGCCGGCAUUACUGGGAAGUGGUCAUAAGUGGAAGCACAUGGUAUGCCAUUGGCCUUGCGUACAAAUCGGCCCCAAAGCACGAGUGGAUUGGGAAGAACUCUGCUUCCUGGGCACUGUGCCGCUGCCACAAUAACUGGGUGGUGAGACACAACAGCAAGGAGAUCCCCAUCGAGCCAGCCCCCCACCUCCGGCGCGUCGGCAUCCUGCUGGACUAUGACAAUGGCUCCAUCGCGUUCUACGAUGCUUUGAACUCCAUCCACCUCUACACCUUUGAUGUCUCAUUCUCGCAGCCUGUGUGCCCCACCUUCACCGUGUGGAACAAAUGCAUGACCAUUAUCACUGGGCUUCCCAUCCCAGACCACCUGGACUGCACCGAGCAGCUGCCCUGAGCGCCUGGCCACGUGGCGGGGAUUUCUGGUGAAUAGGAAGGCUCGUGGCCACCCUUUAGGGGGCAGAGAAAGCACGGGCUUGCAGAGUGGUCAGAUCUCACCAAAAAGUAUCCAGAAAUCAACUAAGAUAGGUCUCCAAGUGGGCGAUUCCCUGCCCCGUCCCCCUUUUACUGUGUUUUGUAUUAAGUACAGUCUUUAAUACUUUCUUUGAAAUUUUUUUUGUAUUUACAGGAAAGUUUAUAGAUUAUUUAUGAAAGAAACAUAACUGGGAUUACAACUCUUUUAGGAAUUAAUUUGGUUUUGCACAUUAAGAGGCCAAAAGCUCUUUACAACCUUUAUUUCAUCACAGUCUACAACAGUGCAUAACAGAAUAUGCAACUACUUUUAAAAUGAAACAUAGUUUUGAACCUAGUAAGGAAGUAAAUGGGAUUUCUUACUCUGCCUUAUCUCGAGGUGUUUUAACUGUGAUGUUGGAAGCUUUUAUUAGGUCAACUACAAUGGAGAACGAAAAAGAGAGUAAAGAAUUGGCCUUGGCGCAUGGAACCUGCCGUGGCUGAUGGCUGGUAGGAUAAUGUUGGAAAGAAAGGUUCUGAGACAUUUGGCCAUAUUUUGCCCAGCUUUUUCCAGGAUUAAGGAUUCAGGGAGAACAUUAAGAAUGAGAUUACAACUGAAAAUAGUCACUUUGAAUCCUAUUGAUUAUUCAGAAAUUCAAGCUGAUUUGUGUUUUAUCAGAAGUAGGAUUCUAUUUCAUGAUAGAAACCUAUUUCAUUCUUCCUCUUAAUAGUUUCUUUAGGCCUGUGAAAUUCCUUCACUACAUUUAAUAGCUGUCCUACUCCCCACCCCCCCCAACUCAUUUUUCUUUUGUCACCAGAACUAAGAAACUAAACAUUUUCUGUCACAAAUGGCAGCACCACUGGGCAUUGACUUUGCUGUCCAGGACAUCAACACGUGGCCCCAACUGCCACUACCGUGUCCAAAUAUAAGUCACCCCCAAAACACUUAAUGAGUUGAUAAUGACAAGGGACGUUGCAUAAAUGACUAUUCACUAGUAUACGUGCCCCAAAAGUUAUUACAAACUGACCUUUAUUAAACACAUCUUGAAAGUUGUAGAAGUCCCUCUGUAUAUUCUAGUAUAGUUUACCAUAGAGUUGUAAGAUUAAAAAAACACAAAUUUGCUAUUCCCACACUGGCACCUGCUAAUAGAAUAUCGAGUGGGACCCUUGGCAUGCUGGUCUGACACGUUGGAACGGCCCAUGAAGUAAGGCUUUCUCGGGCAGUCCUCGGACCUGGAACCUGGCAUUGGUUCACCUUGACGAAGGGCGUGACACCUAUGAAUCAUUUCAUUCGCUAAAACCUUUAUCUGGGCUACUGGGUCAGCCACUUGGACUGAAUGGACUGGUGGAUUUAGGCCUUGUUUAUGGUGAUUGUUUUUAACCAAAUCAACCCAUUGUUCCCUUGCACUCGGUUCACAGACCCACUGUAGCAGCAUCACAUUAUGUGAUUUUGAGUCUGGACUAUCGCGGCGGCUUCCCAGUGCUUCUGCCCUCUUCACUGGCAGAUACUCUCUUUUUCUUAACAGAUAGAGUCUAUAUAUUUACUAUAUUAUUUAUACCCAGAUGAAUAUUUUGAUAGCUACUUAGGAUAAUUUCACAUCUAAAAGAUGGGCACCUCAACGGGAAAAAAAAUGAAUCAUUCUCUGGAAACUUAAUAGGAUUUUCUUACAAUAUAAGAACAAUGUAUAUUUGCCUUCCCAGAAGAAACUGAAAGUGUUGUCUUAGUAAUUUUUACAUGCUGUUUUUAGUGGCUGGAUAACAGAUAUUUUAAUGCACUUUGUACAUUAACAGGUGUUAAAUAAAAGGGUCUAAAACUCUUGGUCUCCAGGUACCAAUAAAUGCUACAGUUUGCCUUAUGAUGUUAAUAUAAAGCAUUUACCAGAAGAACAAUAUUUCCAUGAAUAUAAUGUUUUUCAAUAUAAAGCAGUUGCUACUCAAAUUUUCACUGCAAGCUGUUUAGGUUAUGUUUUGACUAUUUUUAUAAGGACAAGGGAUUAUGUUAUAAUUUUGUUGUGGAAGUCUCACUCCUUGCUAACUUAAAAACAUUGUGGCUAGUAGCAGUUAUUAUGUCCAUGUUGUCAUAUUUACAAGAAAAUAUGUAUAUGGUGAAAGUCCACAUUGUUUACUUUCAUUACUGUAAUGAUGUAGAAAAGAUUGCCGUGUGGAUUUUUUUGAAAGUCAAAAAAUAUAUGCUAUAUACACUUGCUGCA